This is a messenger RNA of Lactuca saligna, 1468 nucleotides long. NCBI's taxonomy places the organism in Eukaryota, Viridiplantae, Streptophyta, Magnoliopsida, Asterales, Asteraceae. The record is from the annotation of a GenBank genome assembly.
AUGCCCAUAAUCUUCUACUGCUUUGCCCUCAAGUUUGAGUUUCUUAACUGCUUUGCUUUUCCGAUUUGCAAAAGAGAAAUGGCACAACCAAAUGUUACUUUGAUUUCGGAUUUGGAUAUACUUAAAGAUGAUUCGACUGUCAAAGUUAAAGUGAUAAACCUAUGGAACCUUUUUUCAUUCUAUAACAAUGAUGAGCUUUUCUCGAUUGAAUUAAUCUUAAUAGAUGAACAGGGUACCAAGAUCCAAGCAAAUGUAUUAAGAAAAAACAUCUAUCGAUUAAAAAACAUUCUAAAAGAUGGCUUGGCAUUUUACAUACAAUAUCCAAGCUUUGCAUCUCAAAGGAUGGGUGGUUUUACUUUAACUCGGCAACAUCAUAAACUUACUUUUGUCCAUAACACUGUUCUUACGGAGUGUCAUGACUUUUCUGGACCUGCAUUUGGUUUUGAAUUUGUUGAUUACCAGUCUAUUAUCUCAUUGACCCAUCCUGAAAACACUACUAUCGAUGUUAUUGGAUUGGUCGUUGCAAUUGGUGAGGUGGGGAAAGACAAUGAUGAUAUCAAAAAACACAGACUCAACAUCCAAAUCCAAGAUGCAAAUGGUUUGCAACUAAGUGUCAAUUUGUGGGGUGAUUUUGCUUACAAAAUGCAACGUUUGGAUGGAGAUGAUCGCCCUGAUUCAUCCACAAAUACAUUAACACUUAUGAAGUCUAAUAAAGUUUCUGAACAUGAUGAUUUCAUGGUUAAGUUUCAGUUGAAGACAAUUGCUGAUGUUUCAGAACCUGUGGAGCUUGGUUUUAGUACUCAACUUUAUCCCGGAGAGAUAAAUGCACUGAAAGGUUUGAAGUUGGCUUUUAAAAUAUCAAUCAGUCGCUUCAAUGUCUCGAACAACAACAACCAAUACAGUAUAUGUAGAGUCAGUGAUGAUGAAAAGUUGAUUGAAGAACUCGAAAAUAAGUUUACCUUUUCACAGGUAGGUAAUUCACAAUCAUUUGAUAUUGGUGAAGCCGAUUCUGAAUCACAAGAUAAUAGGAUUUUGAAGGAUGCAAUUUCUAGGACAGACGACAACAUAACACCUUACACUAUUGAUAAAAACUCAGCAACAAGUCCUAUGAAGGGUUUCAAUACACCAACUGUUUUGAAGAGAAAUCUGGAAGAAGUGUUUGAUCUGGAGUUGAAUGAACAUUUAUCAUUAUCAAAAACUCCUAAAAUAUCGCCAGAAUGACGCAUUAACCAGAUUGUGAAGAUAAAGUUGGAAAAAAGUGGCUGACUUUUUAUUUUAAGUUUAACUUUCGUUAGGUGUUGGAUUAUGAUUUAUAGACAAUGAUUAUGCAUUUUACUUUUCAUUAAGUACUUUCACGUUUUGUUUUAGAAUUUUCAAACAUUUGUUGGGGAUGAUUGUUUUUUAUUAGUAUGUUUAACCUACAUUCAUAAUAUAUUAUUAUGAAUGUUAAUUUAUGAUUUAUAAAUAA